Cynocephalus volans (Philippine flying lemur) is the source of this 2444-nucleotide messenger RNA. It is a transcript of the gene SLC35E4, whose product is annotated as solute carrier family 35 member E4. NCBI's taxonomy places the organism in Eukaryota, Metazoa, Chordata, Mammalia, Dermoptera, Cynocephalidae. The record is from RefSeq and is a predicted model, not a curated record. Gene Ontology annotation, molecular function: antiporter activity. The coding region runs from base 3 to 788 and encodes 261 amino acids. The transcript is spliced from 2 exons. Gene Ontology annotation, cellular component: Golgi apparatus.
AGAUGUGCUGCUGCCCACUGGAGCACCAUGACGGCAGGAUGACCUCAGCUGAAGCACCAGCAGUGGCUGGUGGUGCUCGGGUGGCUGUGACCCCUGAGUGGCCCCCUGGCGGCCCCCAAACCCUCAGACAGCCUAGCCGGGGCCGGGUGGCUUUGGCAGCACUGGUAUGGCUGUUGGCUGGGGCCAGCAUGUCAAGCCUUAACAAGUGGAUCUUCACAGUGCACGGCUUUGGGAGGCCCCUGCUGCUCUCAGCGCUGCACAUGCUGGCUGCAGCGCUGGCAUGCCACCGGGGGGCACGGCGUCCCAUGCCAGGGAGCACUCGCUGCCAAAUACUGCUGCUCAGCCUCACCUUUGGCACCUCAAUGGCCUGCGGCAACGUGGGCCUGAGCACAGUGCCCCUGGACCUGGCACAGCUGGCCACCACCACCACGCCGCUGUUCACGUUGGCCCUGUCAGUGCUGCUGCUUGGCCGUCGUCACCACCCACUGCAGUUUGCUGCCAUGGGCCCACUCUGCCUGGGGGCCGCCUGCAGCCUAGCUGGUGAACUCCGGACACCCCCCGCUGGCUGUGGCUUCCUGCUGGUAGCCACCUGUCUCCGAGGCCUCAAGUCCGUGCAGCAGAGCAACCCCCAUACUGAAGCUGAAACUGAGCAGCAGGAGCAGUGGUGGAGGCCAAGAAAGCACCUAAAACUCCGACAGAGGGGAAUCCUUUUCUCUCCCUUCAUCCUGUUACUUGGCCUCAGAGCAGACCCAAUCACAGAAGGUAUGUGGCUGAGCAGGGAGACUUAAAGGCCCCAAUUUCUGGUUAGAAGACCAGGAAAAGGGGGGUCUUGAAAACAGGAGAGUAUGGGGAGACUGUGGAGAGGAGGGAGCUCGAGAAAUGGAUUCCAUACAGUUGCAUAUGAACUCCUAGGUUCAUCAUGCAUGGAUCUGACCCUAAACAGUAUUGCAAUGAUUUUGAGAGCGGAACUAGUAGGUAGAACAUCCAGGUUUCUGACUGGCCCCUGGAUGGCACAUGCUUAGGACAAAUCUGACUUAUAUGGCAAAGACUUUGAAAACUGAACUGGUAUUGGAACUACAGCCACAGGAGGCAGAUCAGAACUGAACCUAAAUAAGUCUACUACCUCCUAAAGGAAAACCCCAACAUUUUCAGCAGGAUUUAAAUAAGAAUUAGAGUCUUGUAACAUAAUAUCCAAAAUGUCUAAGAUACAAUCCAAAUUUACUCUACAUACAAAGAAUCAGGAAAGUCUGAACACUGAGAUGACCCAGAUGUUGGAAUUAUCCGAAAAGGAUUUUAGAAAUAAAAGAUAGAAAGUCUCAGCAGAGAAACAGAAGACAUAGAAAACAACCAAACAGGAAUUUUAGAACUAAGAAAAUACAAUAAUCAAAAUUUGAAAAUGCACUGGCAUUAAUAGCAGAAUGGAGAUGACAAAGGAGUCAGUGAACUUGAAGAUAGCCUAGCCUACCUUAAGUGCUCAGAACACUUACAUUAGUCUACAGUUGGGCAAAAUCAUCUGGCAACACAGUAUACUGUAGAGUAUCGUUGUCUACCCUUGUGAUUGCCCGGCUGACUGAGAACUGUGUCUUAUUGCCACUACCCAGAAUCAUGACAGGGUAUUGUAUUGUAUAUCGCUAGCCCAUAAAAAGAUCAAAAUUCGAAAGUCAAAGCAUGAUUUCUACUGAAUGCAUAUCUCUUUUGCACCAUUGUAAAGCUGAAAAAUUGUAAAUCAAACAAUCGUGAGUUUAGGAUCCUGUGUACGUUAUCCAAUGUGAACAUCAGAGAGAAAAAACUAUUUUAAAAAAUGAAGUCUUGGGAAUCUGUGGGACAAUAUAAAAAGAUCUAAUGUUUAUCGCAUCAAAGAUAUAGGAUUAGAGGAAAGUAUGGUGAAAACAAUAUUUGAAGAAAUAAUAGCUAAAAACUUCCCAAAUUUUUGAAAGACACAGACUCAAGAAGCCAAGUGAAUUUCAGAGGGGAAAACUUAAAAGAAAUCUAUGCCCACACACAUCAUAAUCAAACUGUUGAAAACCAAAGACAAGGAGAAAAUCUUGAAAGCAGCAGGAGAAAAAUGAAGCAUUACCUAUCGGAAAGCAAUUAAAAUGACUGUAGAUUUCCUAUAAGAAACCACAGAGGCCAGAAGGCAAUGGAACAUUUUUAAAGUGCUAAAGGAAAAAAAACAAAAAACCAACUGUCAUUCCAGGAGUCUAUACCAGUUAAAACACUCAUCAGGAAUAAAGACAAAAUAAAGAAAUUCUUGAAUGAAGGAAAACUGAGAUUACUCACUGCCUGCAGACCUCCUAAAAAAAGUUCAAGGAAGUUCUUCAGACAGAAGAGAGAUAAUACCAAAGGGAAUAUGAAUUUAGGAAAUAAAGGAAGAGCAAUAGAAAUCAUAAAUAUUCUCCUCUUACUUACUAUAUGUAUAAUAUAUGUAUAUUAAGUUAUUAAUA